GUUGUACAUAGUAUUUAUUAUAAAUUGCUAUAAAUUGCGCAAUUAGAUGGAGAUGUAGCGAAAAGAUUUUUACUCCUCAUGUAUAUGAAGGAUGUAGGUAAUAAAAUUAAUUCAAUCCCUGGCAGGGUGUUCCAUGUGUAAAAAAAACAUGUGCGCGCGUGUGCGCGCACACACACACACACACACACACACACACUUAUUUCUGACAUUGCCCUCAUACUUUCUUCCAGUCACUUUAAAAUUGUGCCUCCCGUUUCCGCCCUGGGAAAAAGUCUCUGGCUGUCCCCUCGAUCUGUGCCCCAUAUCUUGGACAGUUGUGAUGUGCACUGCUUGCAUGGGAUGUAAUUGAGACAUGAUGCUCAGCUGCUCCAACUCUUCUCCCCCCUUUGUGACAAAGCCCUCUAUUAGAAACAUUGAAAUCCACAUGCUGUUCCUUGCCAUCUGCAAUAGCAUGGAAUGCAGAAACACUGUUAGGAGUACUUACUGGCACUUUUGACUUAAUAACCAUUUCCUCCUACUCUGUGAUCCAUUUGAGUCCAUGAAACAGAACAUUAUGUCUGGAUUGUAUUGAAUUCUAUGCAAAGAUUGAUAGUCUGAUCUCUAAAUGUAGUUUGUUUCAUUACUGGAGUUUAAACCGUGCCCUCUUGUGGAUGGAUACUUUUGUCAAGAGACUAGUGUGGUUAGAAAAGACGUAUUCAGAUUCGCUCAUUUAUGCUGGCACAGGAAGUUCAGGGUGUCCAAUAACUAGACAGAGGCACCGUUGCCAUAGAGAUUAAGAUAAGACACCCACCUUCUUAAAAAGGAUAUCUGUAUUUCUGGUCAGAUGCAUAAAGCCCUAGGCUUUGCUUGCUUUCUCAUGUCAUCUGUUGAAACCCGAGUAUGUGCCUGUCAAAUGAAGGUCAUAUAUUCAAUUGCUGACACGGUAGCAUAACUUCAUAGUCGGCAAGGUUUUUUUAUUCUCCUUAAGGAGACUGUUGUCUUGUUAAAUUUAGUAAAAGAGAAAAAAUUACUUUGUUUGCUCCCAGUGAUAAGUUAGCAGCAACGCUGUAGAAAAUAAAUUGAUUUAAAUGUAAAACUUGCUGUAAGCGUCAUAAUUCUAGGCAAUGCCCUUUCUGUGCCUGUCUUCUCUGUGCUUUGCGCCUAACAGUUUGUCUUCUCUGCAUGAGUGCACUGCAGCCCGUCGACCCAAAAACAUUAGUUGAUUUUGCCUUCUUGUCUGAAACCUGCAGAUUAAGGUUCUUUCAUGAGAGAGUAAGACUGAUGUCCUAGCUUUUUUUUCAUUACUGUGUAAUUAGUUGAAUGGUGGGCUGCAAAAAGGCAGCAUGCAUUCAAAUUAAAUUUAAGUCGAAGUCAAUGUAAAUUUAUUAUCAAAUUUAUUGUAACCAUAUACUACCCUGAGAUUCAUUUUCUUGCAGGUAAUCACAGCAAAAUUUAAAAAAUACAAUCGAAUUUAUGAAAAAAAACUGCCAAACAACAAAUGAAGAGAAGACAAAUUGUACAAAUUUAAAAUAAAAUAAUUCCUUAUUUUAAAAUUACCGCCAUAAAAAUAGUUGUCUAACUUAGCAAGGAUUUUUGGAAAUUUUUUUUUUGGAAAAUCUUUUAACCUUGAUGUGAAAAAAGGCACAAAUAAGUCUUACAACAGCAUGUGUAUGUUCAAGGAUUUCCUGUUCGAGGGAACUGUGCUUUAUCUGAGGGAAGGUCCGUUGACAGGAAAUGUGUCAGUCACUUGUUUUCUUAUACUGAAGGAAGUGAAAAGGAUUCGAUGAUUUGCCGACUGUAUGCAGUUGCCUCUGUUCUCAAAGGUUUUUAAAAGAAAAAAAAAUUGUUUAUUUACAACUGUUUAAUGCCUGUCAUGAGCUUUGAUCUGCACAUCUGACCCUGGAGCUCAGGGAAACUGAAGAAAGUGAUGCCGUUUUUUAAAUAGGUAUUGAACUUGCAAAUAUUUCAGUAUCUUCAAACUGAAAGAACCUCGGUCUAAAUGGGUCCAGUCAUGCCUCCCAGCAAGAAGCCAGAAGGCUCAGGAAUUAGUGUUUCGAGUGGACUGAGCCAGUGUUACCCAGGGAGUUCACUGACCAAGGCGCUGCAGGAGGUUGAAGAGUUGGACUUAGCAAGCAGUUGCUUGCCCACCAUCUGUUUGGAGAAGGUGGCCAUGGAGGAUGAAGAGCUAACAAACCUGAACUGGCUACAUGAGAGCAAGAACCUCCUCAAAAGUUUUGGUGACACAGGACUGCGUAGUGUCAGUCCUGUUCAGGACAUUGAUGAGGAUACCCCUCCAUCCCCUGCUCAUUCUGACCAGCCCUACGACGCCAAGCAGAACCCUAAUUGCAAACCACCUUAUUCCUUCAGCUGCCUGAUAUUUAUGGCUAUUGAGGACUCGCCCAGCAAACGCCUGCCUGUUAAGGAUAUAUACAACUGGAUCCUAGAACAUUUCCCAUAUUUUGUAAAUGCUCCAACUGGGUGGAAAAACUCUGUUAGACACAAUUUGUCUUUGAAUAAAUGCUUCAAGAAAGUAGACAAGGACAGGAGUCAGAGUAUUGGGAAGGGCUCCUUGUGGUGUAUAGAUCCAGAAUACAGACAAAACCUUAUUCAAGCAUUGAAAAAGACGCCCUAUCAUCCCUACUCUCAUGUUUUUAACACGCCUCCAACUUCCCCGAGGGGAUAUCACAGCACAUCAAGCCCACCCCUUUGGCCAGGGAGUGCUUUUUUCAAGAAGAAUGGAGCCCUCCAAGAUUCUGAUAUUGAUGCAGCUGCUGCCAUGAUGCUGCUGAAUUCUUCCCCUGAGGUGAAGGGAGCUGAAUAUGCUGUGGGAGUUAUGCCAAACGGAGGUCGAGCGUACAACCGAGGGUCGUUCAUGGGGAUGAAACCACUGCCGAUUAACACCAUUGGAAGCAUGGCUGCUGCCGUAAGGAACGGAAUUGUGAACUGUCGGAUGCGAAAUGACAGCGAACAAUCCUGUGGCUCCCCGGUCGUCAGCAACGACCCUAAAGAUGACCACAACUACAGCGUGGCAAAAUCAUCUUCCAAUCACAGGAGUACGUCCCCGACCAGCGACUCGACAUCCUCUUCCUCCGCUGACGACCACUAUGAGUUUGCCGCAAAGGUCAGCCACAAUGGGAGCGAGGGCAGCGAAGCCAGCUACCACAGCCACGAGAGCUACAGUGAGACAGAAGACGAGGAGAGAAAAAACAAAAAGGAAACCAAGGAUUCCUUAGCUGACAGUGGGUACUUGUCUCAGCACACAAAACGGCAACACCUGGCAAAAGCAAAAAAACACGCAACUGAAACACUGCCACUUAAAAAGAGGCGUACAGAGAAACCGCCGGAGAGCGAUGAUGAGGAGAUGAAAGAGGCAGCAGGUUCUCUCCUGCACUUGGCAGGGAUCCGCUCGUGUUUGGAUAACAUCACAAACCGCACUUCAAAAGGGCAGAAAGAGCAGCAACAUUCAGCAAAAAAUUAAGACUAAUGCACAGCCUCUUUAAGAAUUGUUGGCAGAAAUUUAUUUUCUUUCAGCACGUCAGGUGAAUUAUAAUGAUUUGUGGCAAUAUCAGCAAUCACUUUGUUUUCCUAUUUUAAGCCCCCUUGAGUUUUUAUAUAAAUAUAUAUGAAAAUAAUUUUGUUUAAGGAGAUUGAAGCCAUAGCAGAACUUUUACUGACACUCAGCUAAUUUGCAAAAGCUUUUCAUUGACUGAUAACAAAAGCCAAAAUCACUGCACCUCUCUCUCUCCCUCUCUCUCUCUCUCUCUCUCUCUCUCUCUCUCUCUCUCUCUCUCUCUCUCUCUCUCUCCCUCUCCCCCCACUUUCUCUCUCUCUCUUCACCCCUCCAACCCCUCCAUUAUUUCAGUCCUAUUACACAGGUGCAUGCAGGACUCAUGCUGAUACCUAUGGAGUUUGCAUUGCGAUUCCCGCGAUGCUCUAACAAGACGGUGACAGACUGCUCAGGUUCAGCUUUACUGAAUGACAGCCAGCCCGAGCGGUAAAACGCAAGUCAUGGCAACUGGAUAAAAUGGAAGCAAAAUAAUGUGUGCCAGCUAAGACCGCGAUGGAUCCAACUGCACUUAGAAUACCAGAGACCUGGUCCUUUUGACUGUGGAGCAGAUGACUGCCGUGAUUAUCGGAGAUAGCAAAACAAAAAAUGGGAAAACUGUCUAAAGCAAGAAAAGAGUCCUGCUCUUGGCCAAUUUCAUAUUUUUUUUUGUCUUCUCAAACCACACACACACACGCACGCACACACUCUCACACACACACACUCUCUCACACACACACACACUCUCUCACACACACUCACACACUCUCAUACACAGUCACACACUCUCACACACAGUCACACACUCACACACUCUCAUACACACCACACUCUAAGCCAUAUGCCUGAUGGACGGCACUACGUGCAAAGAGAAAGAAAAUACACCGCCUUUUUGAAACUGCCUGAGUGAUGUGAGAGCAAUCAAGUCUUGCAAAGAUGUUGAUAAUCAAGCGAUAACAAGUUAGCGAUACUAAUCCAUUCUGACAGAUCAGAAUGUUUAGCCUGGCCACAAUGAAGAAGACAGCAACAAAACAAAAAGCUCUAAAACCUGCCAAUAGUAUUAUUCUGAAACAGAAUUGCUUAACAGUGAUAUCGGUGAGCUCUUCCACUGCCCUGGAACUGAAGUAAGCAGUUUCUCUCUCUCAGUCAGGAUAAGUGUAGAAUAAAAGAUUUUGGAAUAUAACCGAUUUAGCCAGCAGGAUUAUCCAAUCCAUGUUGCAUGGGUUCUUUGAACAAAAACAUUGUUUUUUAUUCAAAGACAAUAAAAGAGUUCAUGUAAGGUAAAUAAUGUAUUUAGCAUGAGCAUGAAUUAUUUUCAUAUAAAUAUAGAAAAUAGAGAAAAGGCUAUGCCUCUAAUUUUUAAGCCCUUAGGCCUAGAUUUUUUUUUGAUGCAGGUGAUAAGGUUUAACCUUUUUUUCAGGGAAAAAAAACUGACUGUUGGGGAACUUACACUGCAAUAUGAAGACUUCACAUUUCCGGUAGGGCUUGGAUGGUUGAAUAUACUGCCUUGUCUGCACAUUUUGGGCCCCCAAAACAGUAUUGUUAAAUAUAAAUGCUAGUAACAAUACCACUAAACACGGUCUCCCAGUACAGGGU
Messenger RNA from Mobula hypostoma (lesser devil ray), 5119 nucleotides. RefSeq names its product forkhead box N3 (gene foxn3). The record is from RefSeq and is a predicted model, not a curated record. The transcript has 7 exons. Gene Ontology annotation, molecular function: cis-regulatory region sequence-specific DNA binding; DNA-binding transcription factor activity. Gene Ontology annotation, cellular component: nucleus. NCBI's taxonomy places the organism in Eukaryota, Metazoa, Chordata, Chondrichthyes, Myliobatiformes, Myliobatidae. Bases 1979 to 3457 code for a protein of 492 amino acids. Gene Ontology annotation, biological process: regulation of DNA-templated transcription.